CCGGCGGCGUGACGCGGCGCGGUGACGUCAGGCGGAGCUGUCCGCUCAGCACCGCGCGGCGGGCCGCCCCGCCAGCAUGCGCGGGGGCCGGGGCCGGGGCCGGGAGCGCCGGUGGUGGCGGGGCCGGUACCGCUGCGGGGCCGGGAGCGCAGCCGGGGUGCAGCUUUGCCGGCGAGCCAUGGGGCAGGAGCAGAGAUUUUGAUGCCUCUCCCGGGAGUCCCCAGAGCCAUGACUGCAACUGUGCAGACGCUGCGGUUCAAGCUGCUGCCGCACGAGCCGGGCCAGGAGUGGGGUCACAGCUGCCAGCAGGAAAUCGAGCGUCGCUACCAGGUGGUGCCCUCGGUGGUGUGUGCCAUGUGCUGCCUCUUUGGCAUCAUCUACUGCUUCUUUGGCUACCGCUGCUUCAAGGCUGUGAUGUUCCUCACGGGGCUGAUGUUUGGCUCCAUCAUCAUCUUCAUGCUGUGCUACAAGGAGCGGGUGCUGGACACGCAGCUGAGCGUGGAGGCGUCGGUGGGCAUCGGGCUGGGCAUUGGUGUCCUAUGUGGGCUGGUCACCAUGCUGGUGCGCAGUGUCGGCCUCUUCAUGGUGGGGCUGCUCCUGGGGCUGCUGCUGGCAGUGGCCACACUGGUGGUGAUGGAGCAGUUCUACCACCCGCCGACAGUGUGGAUCCCCAUUGCGCUGCUCCUGGGCGUGGGGAUGCUCUUCGCCGUCCUCACCCUGCAGUGGCAGCGCUUCUUCACCACCCUCUCCACCGCUGUCUUUGGCAGCGCCAUCAUGACCGUCACCGUCGACUACUUCAUCGAGCUCUUCCUCCUGGUGCAGUACAUUUAUGAGCGCAUCAAGGUGGCCCCUGCUCGCCCUGUGUGCUGGUACAGCUGGGUCAUCCUGGGCGUCUGGCCACUCCUCACCACACUGGGUGUCCUGGUCCAGUGGAAGGUCACGGCCGAGGGCUACUCCCACACCGAAGUGAUCAUCAGCCGGCAGCAGCGCCGCGUGCAGCUGAUGCGCAUCAAGCAGCGGGAGGACCGAAAGGAGAAGAAGAAGAAGCGGAGACCCCACCACCCACCGCCCCACCAGCACAAAGCCCACCCGCCUGAGCCUGCCUACCGCCGCAAGCCCAACCCUGUGCGCCGCUUCGAUGGGGACGUGCUCUCGCCCGUGAGUCCCACACCCAGGAGCUACAUCCAGAGUUUCCGAGAGCGGCAGACGGGGCCGUCCCUGAACAGCCUCAUCGCCAGCUCUCACACCGUGGUGGACCUGGACUAUGACUGCAGCUCCACUGUGCCCCUCACCACGGGCUCCGGCCCCGCCGUGCGGGUAUAAGUCAACCCAGUGACCUCAAGCGACACCAGCACCCCAGCCUGCUCCGACAGACCCCCUGGGACAGGUGGGGCUGAGCCGUUGGCCCCUGGCAGCCACGCGUGCCUCGGGGCUGCAGAUGGAGACCUGUCCUGGGGACAUGUGGGACGUGGCUGGGUGAGCCCUGGCUGCCCAUGAGGCCCGGAGGUGCUGGGGGAACCCUCCGGCAGGGACUUGGCCCAAGGACUGGGGACACCAGCACCCAUGGAUGCGUGGUGCAAGCAGUUCUGCUGGGGCGGGGGGUCCUUGAGCCCUUGCUGCUGUGUGUUUCCCCAUGGCUCGGGCAUGCUCAUCCUGCAUCCCAACAGCUCCCUCCCCACGUUUGAGUCCUCCCUUCCCUGAGAGCAGCUCCCUGUGCCUGCCCCCACCCCAUCGCACCCCCCCCCAGCAACUCCCCAAGUGCCUGUGCCCCACAUCCCUUCCUCAAAGAGCAGGUCCCCCAGCCCUCCCCUCCCCUCCAGGGUCUCCCCCGAGCAUGUGUGCCCCAUCCCACUCUGGCCCUGAGAGCAGCUCCCAGGCAGUGCUUUCCAAAACCUGCCUCCUCAGAAGGUCCCCCUGCCCUGGACACCUUCCCUGCCCCUAGAGCAGCUUGCCUCCCCCACCUUUUCCCAAGCUGGACCAGGGUGGUCCUGGGGCAGAGGCUUCCAGGGACAGGUGGUUCUCGUGAGGAUUCUGCCCUAGGGUGAUGCUGCGUGCACCGUCCCCUUUCCCCCCCAAGAUGUUUUAACAGGAGACAGGACAUUGGUUCCAGCCUUCAGGCAGAGGCUGGGCUGCCUCAGGGACGCAGGGACCCCCAUGGCGUCAGAGGCCAUCGCUGUUUUGCUGGCGACUGGAUUUUAUAGUGGCCAGUGGGGCCCUGGGUACAGGCAGAGCCUCUGGCUGGGGCAGGGUAGGGCGGGAGCCCCUGCCCAGAGUACUGCUGCAGGCAGAGGCUCCCGCCUUGUACAUAUUUCUCUUGCUGUGAUUUGUAUUAAUUUAUUACGGAGUGAGCCAGGACUUCCCCGUGGCCAGGCAGGCAGGAUGGCAGUGAGACUGGACCGGGGUGCCCCCUUGGUUUUGGGAGCCCUCCCCAUCCCCAGCCCAGCCCGGACAGCCCCGCUGCCCUGGGAACUGCAUGUUUCUGCCAGGUGACCCCGUCCCCGCAGCGCCGCACCACCGUCCCCCUUUUCAGUCUCUUUUGUAAAUGUGCCAAACGCUGCUGAGGCCACGGCCACACAGUAAAGAGCCUUUCGGA
Messenger RNA from Phalacrocorax carbo (great cormorant), 2593 nucleotides. Lineage: Eukaryota; Metazoa; Chordata; Aves; Suliformes; Phalacrocoracidae. The record is from RefSeq and is a predicted model, not a curated record.